Messenger RNA from Triticum aestivum (bread wheat), 1072 nucleotides. RefSeq names its product 2-oxoglutarate-dependent dioxygenase 11-like. The transcript has 4 exons. The record is from RefSeq and is a predicted model, not a curated record. The coding region runs from base 146 to 1072 and encodes 308 amino acids. NCBI's taxonomy places the organism in Eukaryota, Viridiplantae, Streptophyta, Magnoliopsida, Poales, Poaceae.
AGGGCCAUGGUGGUGCUUGGGGGCUGCUUGGGGCGUCGCAGUGGCGGUGCCAGGAUCAAAACCUUGUGAUGUCAAGUUUCUCUCACAUUUUCCCCUUGAAUUAAGUGGCAUAUAUAGCCCGCUAUUUACCCAAGACUAGAAAAGAAUGGCUGCGUCCGACCAGAAUGAUAUGUCGCUGGUGCGGAGAACGGUGCAAGAGCUGGCGGUGGCCGUCGAGGAGCCGCCGCCACAGUACGUGGUUGAUGAGAUGCUGGUCGCUGAUGAGAUGCCGGAGCCCAUCCCUCUGAUCGAUCUUAGCCGGCUGACCGAAGCCGACGAGGCCGACAAGCUCCGAGCGGUUCUACAGACCUGGGGCCUCUUCCUGGCGACCAACCAUGGAAUCGAGGAGUCCCUUAUGGAUGCCAUGAUGAGUGCGUCCAUGGAAUCAAGAGACUUCUUCAUGCAACCGUAUGAAGAAAAGCAGAAAUACAGCAACUUGAUAGACGGCAAGCAUUUCCAGAUGAAAGGCCAUGGAAAUGACAAAGUAGUGACCCCCCAGGAUGAGGGCCUGAGCUGGAACGACCGCUUGCAUUUGAGAGUGGAGCCAGAAGAUGAGAGGAAUUUCGCCAAGUGGCCCACUCACCCGGAAUCUUUCAGGGAUGUGCUUCAUGAGUACGCAUCAAGAACAAAGAGAACAAGAGACCUUCUCUUGCAAUCAAUGGCCAAGCUCCUCGACCUUGAUGAGGAUUACUUCGUCAACCAAAUAUCAAACAAGGCUUCUGGGUUUGCUAGAUUCAACUACUACCCUCCAUGUCCCAGGCCUGACCUAGUUUUGGGCAGGAAGCCUCACACUGAUGGUGGUCUCCUUACCAUCCUUUUUGUCGACCAAGACGUCGGUGGCUUGCAAGUUGAGAGGGGUGGGAAAUUGUACAAUGUUCCAGCCAAGCCUUACACAUUGGUGAAUAAUGUAGCAGAUCCAACCAGAUUGUUUGGUGCUGCUAGAAAAAUAGACUCGUUCAGCUAUUUGGUGAGCUCAAGAAAAUCUAUCUGGAUUCUUUCAUACAGUAACAACGUCUACAUGAAGAUUGAUUGA